AUGGCCACGGGUCCAGGUAGCUCGCUGGCCCUCUCCUCCUUUCUGUUCCUGCUGCUACUGGUGGGGAAACAGAUAUACAACCACCAGCCAGCCUCCAUGGAGCAGCUCACUAUCCGGGAAGCUCUGCCGGGCUCCAGUCACUUUGUCUUCUCUCUCACUGCCUUCAGUAAUCUGGAGAAUCCUGUUUUUGGCAAAGUAUUUCAAGCAAAGAUCUUCUUUGAGAUUCUUCUCUGCCUCCUCUUGACUCUAUUUGCAUCUGGCCUAAACUACAGAGUCUAUGUCAUCACCUCCUUCAUCUUCUCCAUGGUUGGCAGACAGGGCAUCACAAGAUCUUCUCCACUUUGUACCAGGCAACAGCUCCAGUCCUCACAUCAGCCAAGGUCAUGGGAAAUGGCUAUUGUAGAGUGCCAGAGUUAA
Molecule: messenger RNA, 417 nt
Organism: Suricata suricatta (meerkat)
Lineage: Eukaryota; Metazoa; Chordata; Mammalia; Carnivora; Herpestidae
Product: keratinocyte-associated protein 2-like
Exons: 1
Coding region: 1-417 (138 amino acids)
Source: RefSeq, a predicted model, not a curated record